UUGUUGAGCAGAGCUAACGCCGCAUUUCGUUUGGUGUUUGGUGUUUGGAGAAGGAAAAGCUACUGGAAGAGACUGAAUAAGAAAGAAGCGGGACUGCAAUCGACCAGAAUCAAAGCCUAAAAGUAAACUUUUAAUCCCAAAAAAAAAAAAACAAAAAGAAUGGCGAGUCUGUCGAAAUGGCGGUCUUGCUGUGGUGGUUCUGUGUUGAAAUCGGCCGUUUCAUUUCAAAGCUCACGGCGGUGCCACGCCAAAUUGGCUUCGUCGUUGUCGUCGUCGUCUUUAUCAUCAGAAGCAAAGGAAUCCCCUUUUUCCUCAGAAGAGGAGCUUCCAGUGAGCUCGGGAAUCAGCAAGCCCAUCUCCGAUAUCCUCAAACAACUCAACAAGAAAGUCCCCGAUUCCCUCGUCAAAGUCCGCUUCGACAAUGGCGUUUCCACCAAAUACAUUCCCUGGCAUAUUGUUAACCGAAUCAUGAACUUACAUGCUCCAGAGUGGUCCGGUGAGACCCGAAGCAUCACUUAUUCUCCAGAUGGAAAAUCUGUAUCUGUUGUUUACCGCGUCACUCUCUAUGGCACUGAUGCUGAGAUAUUCAGGGAGUCGACGGGGACUGCUACUUUAGAUGACACAAGUUAUGGGGAUCCUAUUCAGAAGGCAGAAGCUAUGGCGUUCCGCCGAGCUUGUGCACGUUUUGGACUCGGCCUUCAUCUCUAUCAUGAGGAUUUGGUGUAGACACGCCAAGGCCUCCUCGACAAAUCCUACAAAUUUUUGGAAAGGAAACUUCAUCAGGGUCUAGUGUGCUAUUAACUAUUAAGUAUGUAGGCUUUGCAGUGACAUUUUGCUUUGCUUAAUGUAACUUUUGAUACUAAAACCGUGCAAGUGACAAGGAUGAAAAAGCGAAGUGCUCUUUUUUUUUUUUUUUUGGGUGGA
Morus notabilis is the source of this 924-nucleotide messenger RNA. RefSeq names its product DNA repair RAD52-like protein 1, mitochondrial. The transcript has 4 exons. Bases 160 to 726 code for a protein of 188 amino acids. Gene Ontology annotation, molecular function: DNA binding. The record is from RefSeq and is a predicted model, not a curated record. NCBI's taxonomy places the organism in Eukaryota, Viridiplantae, Streptophyta, Magnoliopsida, Rosales, Moraceae. Gene Ontology annotation, biological process: double-strand break repair via homologous recombination.